Rangifer tarandus platyrhynchus (Svalbard reindeer) is the source of this 429-nucleotide messenger RNA. Lineage: Eukaryota; Metazoa; Chordata; Mammalia; Artiodactyla; Cervidae. The record is from the annotation of a GenBank genome assembly.
AUGUAUUUAUUGAAAGUUUCAGGAAUUAGUGGGGAGGAGGGGCUGAUCAUUUCCACUGUUGUGAGCAACUUGUGCAAACCAAGCCAGGGUCCCAUCAGUGUGGUCCUCAGAGGAACCUGCUACCGCCUCAGGUCUUCACCUGCAGGGUGGGAGCGAAGGAAGGGGCUGCUCUCGGGUGGAGCCUCGCUGUCUCUGGGGUCUGGGGUGCUGCCCUCACCACCCCACACUUCCUUCAAAACCACUCCAAUGUCACAACUGAGUGUCUGUUCCGUUUUAGAGACCAGGGCUGCCACCCUCAUGCAGUUGUGCACUUCUGUAAACUCAGCCCAGCUGAGCCUCGUCCUUUCCAAACGUGCAUGUAAACCCAGGCGGUCUGGACUGAGCCUGUUGCUUGGCAAGCAGCCAGGAGAGCAUAAGUGCAGUCGUUGA